Molecule: messenger RNA, 1273 nt
Organism: Paramisgurnus dabryanus
Lineage: Eukaryota; Metazoa; Chordata; Actinopteri; Cypriniformes; Cobitidae
Product: mediator of RNA polymerase II transcription subunit 30
Biological process (GO): positive regulation of DNA-templated transcription
Cellular component (GO): mediator complex
Molecular function (GO): transcription coregulator activity
Source: RefSeq, a predicted model, not a curated record
GGAAAUGACGAAAAAGUGCUGGAUAAUGCUCCUCUGUUUGAAACAGAAAGCUAGUGGAAGGCAAAAGUACCGUGAUUUAGAUUUCUAAACUGUUUCUUCUGGAAUAAACCUACGUAAAGACCAGAAGCAGCACCAACAGGCGCAAUGUCUGCUUCAAUCCCUCAGAAGGGACUGGGUCCGGGUAUGCCUGGCAUGCCCUCUCAGCAGCAGCAGCAGUCGCAGGCACACAUGACCCCUGGACUAGGACCUGGUCAGCCUGGCAUGCCACCACAAAGUGCCCUGCGUGAAAUUUCUCCAGUCUACCUGUGCCGCAUUGGUCAGGAGACAGUCCAAGACAUUGUCACACGCACAAUGGAGAUCUUCCAGAUUACACGGGCCACUCAGCUGCCCAACGGUGUGACGCAAAGCCAGGCAGCGUAUCAGGACCGCUUUGGAAAGCUGCAGGAGCAUCUACGUCAGCUGACGCUUCUUUUUCGUAAGCUGCGUCUUCUUUAUGAACGGUGUGUAGAGAUGACAACCGACCUACAGGAGUCUCCAGCAGAACUGGUUCCUUAUGCAGGGGAGGAGACGGCACCUAUGAGGGUGGAGCCAUGUAGUCCAGCGGUUAUCCAGGAAAGACAAGAAGUUCUUGAGAAAGUAAGGCAGAAAAACCAUGAGAUGAAGGUGCUAAUGGACCAAAUGAGGAACCUCCUUUGGGAUGUCAAUGCCAUGCUUACCAUGCGAAAAUGACAGCGAUGGACCUUCCGUGAGAUCUGACCAGCUUCUGUGAAUUUUGGUUACACAACUUCACACAUUUCUGGUGCUGUUGCACAAUCAUCCGAGUAUAUAGCUGACUUCCUUUUAUUAACUGAUUGUGCUAAAAUAUUUCAUCUGGACAAACAAGAUGAUUUUUGGUCUUGCCUCAUUUACAGUAUUUAAUCCCAAUGCUCUGAUUAAUAGCUGUGUUAUCAAUGCACUGAAUUAGGAUAAGUAGUGUGAAUGCCAUGAUGAUGUGAACUGGUGUUUUUUUUACUUGAUGACUUUGUAAAAAAUAGUGCUUACACUACGAUCCUUUGUGUUGCAUGUUACAUUUGCGGUCCUCGGGUAAAGUGUGUGGGUCUAUUUUUCUUAGAGUUCCACAUUACACUCCCGAUCCCUUACUUCAGUGUAAGGGGUCCUCUAAAAAUAUUCAAAUGAACUAUUGAUUUUACAUCUUUUGUUGUUGUUGUUCUGGUUGUUGGUGGACUUAAUGAAUUUAAUACAUUUUAUACAAAAUAAAAAACAACUUUGUCAA